This is a messenger RNA of Oxyura jamaicensis (ruddy duck), 4576 nucleotides long. Its product is annotated as potassium channel subfamily K member 16-like. Gene Ontology annotation, cellular component: membrane. Gene Ontology annotation, biological process: stabilization of membrane potential; potassium ion transmembrane transport. The transcript has 5 exons. The record is from RefSeq and is a predicted model, not a curated record. Lineage: Eukaryota; Metazoa; Chordata; Aves; Anseriformes; Anatidae. Bases 253 to 1137 code for a protein of 294 amino acids. Gene Ontology annotation, molecular function: potassium ion leak channel activity.
AAACACUAUGAUUUGCAUUCUUAUUAAACUAUAAAUGUUCUUCUUUUGUUCUGGAUAGAGAAAAGAUAUGGAGGGAUAAAAUUUUCCUGUUAGUCUCAUUUUGUAUAGGCUAGAUACCCAUAUUUUCUGUUAGAAAAAUCUCUGGCACACUUGCUGGGAACACUGGUGUGUGAUUUCAGGUUGUCUGGGGCAGUGCAGAUCUCAGGACUGUAACCUUGUAAGUAUUGAGCAGGGACUUGCAGCAGCAGCAGCAUGCCCUUCCUCACAGUACCCAACUGGCAGAAGAGCUGGACUCCGCUGCUGGUACUGGGGUAUCUCUUUUACCUCCUCCUGGGUGCUAUGGUGUUCCAGCUGCUGGAAAAGCAGGCAGAGACCCACUCUCGGGACCAGUUCCAGCUGGAGAAGCUCAAGUUCCUGCAGAACUACACAUGCUUGGAUAGGCAAGCCCUGGAGCAGUUUGUACAGGUCCUCAUGGAAGCAUGGGAAAAAGGGGUCAACCCAGAAGGAAACUCUACAAAUCCCAGUAACUGGGACUUCAGCAACUCUUUCUUUUUUGCAGGAACUGUUGUCACCACUAUAGGUUAUGGUAACCGGUCCCCCAGCACCGUGGCAGGACAAGUCUUCUGUGUGUUUUAUGCCUUAUUCGGGGUGCCGCUCAACCUGGCCUUCCUUAAUCAGCUGGGGAAAGGCCUCAAUGCUCAUCUGAUGAUGCUGGAAAGAUGGGUGCAAAAGCCAGGCCGUGCCCAGGUAGUUCAAACACUGGCAGUGGCUGUCUUCCUGACUACAGGGACCUUGCUGUUUCUGGUGUUCCCACCACUGGUUUUCAGUUACGUAGAAGGCUGGAGCUAUGGAGAAGGCUUUUAUUUCACCUUCAUCACCCUGAGCACAAUUGGAUUUGGGGACUACGUAGUAGGCACAAACCCCAACAAGCACUAUAUCCCACUAUACAGGAGCCUAACUGCAAUUUGGAUUGUUUUUGGCUUGGCCUGGCUGGCCCUGGUCUUCAACGUGGGAGCUGACUUAAUGGAAAAAUUCCUUCAGCUGAAGUGGCACAAGCCCAACUUAAGCUUGGCAGAAGGAGACACAACCAAACUGGAAGAUGAACCUGAACACCCUAGAAUCCACAUACCUACCUGAGCAAGGUACACAGAGUGAAGUCUUGAAAGAGCACCUUUCAUCAGGGCAUAAGCCAAUUAAAACCUCCAGAGAAGUAGCACACACGGUAAAACUGUUCCAGGAUUCAUUUUGCACUUCUCACUCAACAAAGGCACCUUCUCCUGCAGUAAGCAAUUGCUAUCCUCUCUUUUUUUCUAUUGGAAUUCAGUUCUCAUAGCCAUUUGUAUUCAAGAAAUCCAGGGUGACUGCCUCCCAGCUCCCAUAAGAAGUACUGUCACCAAGAAUCGCCAGUGGAAAAAGUCAGGUACAGAAAUCCUUCUUCAUUUCCAAGCAGAAAGCAAACAAAGCCCCAGAAAAAUAUCAUCAGCAAUGGCCACCUUCUCAAUGGCAUCCAUCCAAUUAAGAUUAGUUUGAUACUAUCUGAAUUUAGCAGCUUUUAUAUAAAAUGAUAACAUUUCUUUAGUUCCAGGGCCAAAAUGUUUCUCUCAAAUUUUAUGUCUAUCCAGCACUGUCUGGACUGUUACAAUUCUGUUUAAAGAGAAUUGUCAGCUCAGAGCAGUCAUUAUCGAGUUCAUUUCACAACCACCCAAAACCAGCACUUUAAACUAAAUCCCAAUGCAAACAGAUUUCCUUAUUUCCAGCCAGAUUACAAAUAUUACUAGUCUGUAAUUUGCUUUGGGCCAGUUCACUGAAGAACUACCACACACUGUAGAGGACUGAUGCUGUCCAUUUACCUCUAAACAAGGCUGAUAGGCUCUUGUGUUAAACCUGAUCCUCAGUUGUGGCACACUAGCAGGGGAACAGGGAGUUUGACUUUAUUGCACUUAUUGCAAGACAAAAGUAGCAGCAGCCACCUCCAAAGAGGCAGAAAAGCCAAAGGAGGUCAUCCAAACACCUUAUAGUAGGCUUGUCACUGAGACAGAAAACUAUAGUUGCACUUUGUGUUAAAGUAAACUAUGAAAACUUGAUUAAACAAUUAUUCAUUCACCCAGAGUACCAUACUAGAUUGUUUAUAACCAUCACUAACACAUUUUAUGGAUAUGCUUGUAAUUAUGUACACACUGCUAUUUGUUCAGUAUGUUUGUAACUCGUAUUAACCACCAACUAAUUAUUUUAAAACUCAUUUAGAAGUGGAACUUUAAUGUAAAAGUUUGAGUGAAAUAUGAUUGGGCAUGCAGACCAGCCCCAAGCUAAUCUGUGGCUGGCAAGCUACAGUAAUAUCAAAUGCCAGCCUUUCAGCAGCUACUUUGAUAUUUCAUUUUGAGGAAGUGUCCAUAAAACAUGUAAAUACUUGUGUGUAAGUUACAAAUCUCUUCUCACAUAUUUUCUGUCCUAGACUUUGACUUCUAAGGAGAGUCCAACAGAUGCUUGCUCUAGUGUCUGACUUAGUGCUUGCUUGCUUGCUUUCUUUGGUGUUCAUUGCUGACUCCUGCAUAGUGCAGCCUGGCUGUCAAAUCUGAAAUGCUGGCAUGUAAGAAUGCCAGCUGUAGUUUACUCAUUUAAAAAAAUGAGUUUUCCAAUGCUUAUCCCAAUUGAGAUUUCCCUGAUGUCUUACUCUUACCACCUCACAGAUUCUAUCUGCUCGGUCUCUGCGUUGAUUUUCCUCAGUCAUUCCCAUGAAUUUCUGCAACAAUUUUCUUUGUAACCUCUGUCACUGAGAGCAGACAACUCUGUCCUGUCUGGCUUUUUGGAUCUUUGCAGACCUCCUGAGAAACAUACUCUUUCAGGAUUCUCUCUUCUUGGACAUAACAUUUGUAUAUGCACUUCAUAACAUCAUCACCAUUGCUAUACUCUGUACCUGUCUUGUGACAACACUGUAAGACAUUUCUGGCCUGUUUGUAUGAAAGACAAAGCUAAAGUUCUACUGAAUUUACAACUAGUCAGUUUCCUUCACUUCCCUUUUUCCAUGCUGCCUUACUUUAUCUAGUCACAGGCAGCCAUUAAGCAUGCGGUAGUGUAAAGGUGAUGAUAUAAACUGUUUUACACUAUGUUGCAUGCCAUAAAAAGUGAUAAUGAUGUUUAUGAGGGAUAAAAAGCAUGCAUACACUACUUACGGGCAAAGUGUUUGUUAAAUCUUUUUUACUUGACAUCUGACCGCAGGGAGUUUGGGUUGCUUUUACUUCAGUCCACAAAAUUAUCCCUGUAUCUGAUACUGAUUUACAAAAUUGCAGCACAGCGGGACUAUUUUCUGAAACUUUUACUCCUGCUACUUUUAGUAAGGCUGACAGUAGCUGUGGCAGUUCUCAAGCUGCCUGCCAGAAGACUCAAAAUAAACAAACAAAAAACUCAAACAUAUGGCCAUGGUGGAAAAGAGAAGAGAAAGAUACUGAUGGCCUCCCCUCUGUUAUAGAAGUAAUAGAAAUUUCUUGCUCACUUUGUCAAUUUUUCAAGAUCCUAAGAAGAUCCUAAAGGUCAUGCACAUUUGUAAUAAAGCUUAUUUUGAGCUACACACUAGCAGCACUGGCCCAGUUUUUGUGCAUGGAUGGAUCAAGUGCUUCUAAGUACUAUUCCUCUAACAAAAAGCUGGUCAACAAUUAUCAACUGACCAGCUAAGAAAAAUAAUGUGGAAGAAUUGUGCAGUCAUGACAGCUUACAAGGAGCCAGAGAAGUGCACAAAGGGACUCUUAAUAACCUGUUUUACCAGUGCAACCCUGUGCAGAAUGGAGCCCACACAACCAGCUACGAGAUGCUCAGCCUGGCCGUGUGGAAGACAGCACUUCUGAAGGACGUGAACUCAGCUCUGCAGCCUGUGGCAGAAGCAAUGUCCCAGCAAUGUCUACAUCCCAUCUGUGAAGUGGAGAAGCAGCAUGCUGUCCUGAGCAGCUAUCAUGAGCAGCCCAGAGCAGGGCAAGAACCUUCUUCCAGGUUCACACUUACCCUUUAACCUCACUCAGCAAGCCCUUCCUCAUCCCCCCAAAAUUUGGUACCUUCCAGACAACACCAGAACAUCAUCUGCAAAUAUUUGAGCCAGUCUCUCUGGAGAUUUAAAAUAGAAGGCUGACACACACAUAUCCUCCUCGGGUGUACAGCACUUCAUUUCUGAUUGCAAAGUGACAUUGCAAAGUGCCAUUUCUGAGAAUUCUAGGGAAUAUCAGCCAGUCAGUUUGUUAAAAUAUUACAAGGUUCUUCAAAGAUUUGUUGUGAAUUUUAAUCUCUUCCUCCCUAAAUUUCUGCUAGCAAGCACAUGCUUGAUGCCCUGGGUUUGCAUGCAGUCUUGCUUGUAGUUACAAACCCUGUGCCUCACGAGUAAUUUGUUUUACAUAAUUUGAGUGCAAGCCUUAAAUGCUCUAUGAUUAGUCAGCAAUGUUUCAACAGGGUUAUAUUUAGUAGUGUGCUUUGUACAAACUGUCUGAUUUUAAUGUGGUUAUAAUGUGAAAGUGCAGCUCAGGUGUCUAUUCUGUAUCUUAAAUGAAAGAAAACUGAGUGUGUACAUUUUUGAAUAUCUUUUCUUCCUGUGAUA